AUGCUAGGGGUACAGACGCUUGAAAAUAUAGGGCCGUUAACCGACCUACGAUGGAACUUGGGCAGGGAGAGGUUACCAGAGAACCGCAACAUCGCCAUACAUGUCACUCCACCAGAUGGAGACGAAGAUGACGACGAGUUCGUGCCCCCGCUGCGAGUGCGGAGGAAACUCAGCACCCCGCUGAGCGCACUACCAAGUGCCGCCGACAGCCUGCUCGGCUUAACAAAUGCAAGACAUGCCUCCCCCUCCCGCUCGCUUUCUCCGCUAGAUCGGACUAAGCGGCGCUUCAGCACAAUGGUGUCUAGCGCUGCAGCUGCUGCAGUAUCCAGGCGCCUCUCAGCUACAAUAGGAUGGUGCCUUGCGACGCCUACACAUGUCAAAACACAGAUCGUCAGACAAGGUCGUGCCCUGUGUUUGCAAUACAUCAAAACACAAAUACGUCGCUCAUCUAUUUGUGCAAGAAAGGCAAUUGUUAUGAAGAGACUACAACAGAUGGUGGAAACUGAAUGCGGGGAAGAGGCAACCAGUAACGUUGACACUGGAGUGUUGGCAGCAUUGCGCGCGCUUUGUGCAGCACUCGAAAGGAAGCGACCGGAAGCCUUCCGACAUGUUGCGCGCCAGGCGACGCGAGCGCCAUCUGCAAUGCUGCGUUCGGAAACGGCGUUAUCGGAACUUUCUUUAGCACUAGCCCGACGAAUAACUAGAGAAAAUAUUACUUGGUCUAAGAUAGCAGCAGUUUUUUGUAUAUGCGGUGCGCUUGCCAAAGAGGCGGCUGAGGCGGCAGAUGGAGAGCCUUCCCUCGAACUGGUUGCGGCACCUGCCGCCGCCGUAGCUGAUCUUCUGCAUGAAAAUCCUGGCUCCUGGAUAGCAUCUCACGGUGGAUGGAACGGUCUCAUAGAAAGGCUUCGUGCAAGCGAGAGGGAUCAGAACUCAGAAAAAACACUUCGCGUGAUGGUGUCCUUCUUCGUUAUCGCCUGUGUCACGCUACUACUCCUGCGCUGGGUCUUGCGUGCACAUCCUGCCUAUUCCGCCAAUGUAUGACAUAUCAUACAUACAUACACAAAAUUUUAACGUGAUACGACCAUCAUUUACGUUCAAAGGUUUUCUCGUGGGGCAUUGUGAAAGUUUCUGGAUCUGGCCAUUAACAAUAAAAGAAUGAAAAAACAAUUAUUGUAAACCGAAAAUGGAACUUGUUAGGAACAUGUUAUUUUUUAAUUUGCGAGGCUUACUUUUUCGAAAGGACGGAUGAUAAAUCAAAACAGUGAUAAAGCAAAUGACGUGUUUUUUCACUGUGGCGUCCUUUCGAAAAUUGUAACAAUGAUUUUUCAGCUAAUGCUAAAAUGCAUUAAUAGGUACGGUGAUAUAUUUUGAAAAACAAUAAAUGUAUCGUAAGUCUCAUCUUUUUUCUAGCCUUUUUUUAUCAGAAUCAGAAUACUUUCAGUAUGCCCUAAGUAUUUUCUUUGUAUCGAACAGGUUUGACUUAGUUAAAAUCAAAGACUUGAAUCUUUUGAUAUGGCCCUGGCACAGAAACGAAGUUCGCUGGGUCAGCUAGUGUAUCUAUAUUUUUCAAACAGUAUUUUUCAAAAGGAUUGAAUAAGAUGAAAAAUAUAAAUGUCUACGUAAGCUCCUCUGUGCGUCGAUCGAUUUUAUCUAUUUAUCAUACAUUUCCAAUCUCGAAAAAUACAAAUGCCUAGUUAUGUGGUAAAUAAGUACAUUGCAUAUUAUAACUAGCUGACCCCGCGAACUGCGUACCGCCUUUAUAAGUCGAUAAAUGUGGCUAUCUUUAAUAUUCAGCUUAAUUAAAUUUAGGAUUUUACAAGCAAAAUAAGACAAAUCCAAAAAAGUUAAUAUUUACUAGGAUAAUCUAUAUAUAAAACAAAGUGUUAGUUAGAACACUUAUAACUCAAGAAUGGCUGGACCGAUCGUGAGUAUAAUAAUGAUAGCAGAAUAACUAUUAAAAUAUAGGAAAAAUCACGGAAAAAGGUAAUGCAGAAAAACAAUUUUCAUUAAAUAAACGGUAUAGAUGCGCUGAUUUAUUUAUAUAUGUGGUUUAUGGUAAUAAAUAAACUCAAAAUUAUAAAAAAGAAUUAAAUAAAGUACUUUAUUAAUUAAAUUAGCUCAAAAAAUCAUACAGAAUCAAUAAAGUUUUUAAAAUCUUCCAAUGAAAUACCCGAACGCUCAAUAAAAGGAUUUCGAUGGUAGCUCGACAAAGUAAAUAAAAACAUAAUUCAGACGACGCAUCCUGAAAAGAAUGCGAAAAGUCAAUAAAGAAAGAAAUUUGACAUUGUGGGUUACCUACAAUGCGAAGAGAUGGCGCUGCCUUGCAGCUGUGAUAUAAGAAUGGCUAGAAGAACUUCGACGCGGCCGUUAGGGCCGCGGUAGCAUAAUUGGUCAAUGCAUUCGCCCGGAUUGCGAAGGGUGCGGGUUCGAGUCCCAUUUUAUAUUUUCUUGAGAUUUAAACAUCAAGCAAUUACAUGCUUAAAAAUUCAACUUAUAACAAAUACAAUUUUCAUCAUAUUUAGGUUUAGUAUUCCGCCUUCUCUUACAAUUGACGGCUCACGUCACAAAAGCACAAAGCUUAUUUGUACCUACUGCGAAUCUGUUACUGCAAUAUAGAUAGAAGAUGAUCACUAUAGAGAGUGAUAUUGUAAUUUAAAGAAAAUACUCUAAUCAUGAGACAAGUUGCAAUACUUGCCGAUAUUUUGGUAAGGAGACGCUGGAUAUAACUUCAACACUGUACUGAAGUAUCAAUAUCGCAGUUUUCAUUUCAUUAUAACAUAAAUUUUAAUCCAUUUGGUUUAAGUUUCCAAAAAUGUAGAACUAUUCCUAAUUUUCCAAGAAGUCGUAGGGUGCUGAGAGAUUAAGAGUUGUCUGUGUUUAGAGAAUAGUUAUUAGGCAAAUAAAAUUAAUAUGUUUAGCAUGAAAAAAAAUGUAAAUAAAUUUUUCAUGCUAAAUAUAUUAAAUUUAUUAUAAUAUUUUAUUAAUAUAUUUAGUAUAACUUAAUAGGAUUACAAUUGCUUCUUAAAUUUUGAAAAAAAAAUGCUUUAUCAAGCUCAUUAAUUAAUUUCAUGGCAACCCUGGCAAACAUCUAUAAGUUAUUGAAAUUUCAUUUUUUCUAUAUUAUCCUUACAAACUAUUAAACUUUUUGUAUUUGUUUUAUUGCGGCUGUAAAAUCAUUAAUUUAGUUGAGUUUACAUUCAUCGACUUUUGGGCGGUACGAAGUUCGCCAGGUCAUCUAGUUAGAUAUAAAAAAAAGAUAGAGAGAGAUAAUAUAAUUAAAUAUCUUAAACGUGAAAUUUUUACCGGAGGCCGGUCUUAUAUUAUAUUAUAUUAUAUUAGCUAAAUAUAAUAAUACAUAAUAUAAUAUAAUUUUAUAAAAUUAAAAUUCUAAGCUAAAAUGAGAAUGAAAAGUAGUAAUUAGUUUUUUCAAAUUUAGUACUAUUUUUUAUAUCACAUCAUGGGCGGUCAAACGUCAAAACGCACAGCGCGGUGUUGUCUCUUUUUGUCUUGCAAUAAUUUCCAAAACCACUUUCUCUGUCAUGCGCUGUCCGAUUCGAUUUCAAUAUUUAUGACAACGAAAGAAAAUAAAUUUUAUAAUUAAUGAAAUCUACAAACUUACUAAUGAAAUGUUACACCAUUAGCUUUAUUAGUAUUUCUAGUAUUGUUAGUGCAUUUUCACUUUUCUCGCAAAAAAUGCCUGCGGUAUUUUAAUCACCAACGUCAAACUGUCACUAUGUUCAGAUGAACACUUAUUAGGCUGGACAUGAUGAGAUGGGAGUUCGCUCAUUCGAAUGUAGACAGAUUUCGGUGCGGUCAAACUAUGCUGAGAGCAUAUCUAAUGAUUUAAAUCUUUGGUUAAAAUGACAGGAUUUUGAUAUUUAUUUUCAACGUGUUCACUUCGUCAAUCAUCACAAUUUACAUCAGACACAUUUGUGUUAAUUAAUAAUUAUUUUACUGCUUAAAAUUAGAUAUUAUUUACUAGUAGUAAGUGUUACUUGAUAUAUUAUAAGAAUUAAACAAUGGCCAAAAUAUAAACGAUACAUAAAUUAUGAUUAGAAUUAAGAUAUUUAUGUUUGCUAUAAUUAAUAAUACUAGUUCUGUUCGAAGUUAGGUAGAUCGUAAUGAAAACAAAAUAUUUCAGGACAGCUAGUUCGUAUAGUUCUUAGAAAUAUCUUUAAGGAUUUAAUUGUGGUUGGCGAACUGUCGAGCACACAUUGUUAUUUACAGAAUUCGAACCUGCACCAUUUCCGCCCGGAUAACGGAAGGUGUCUGAUGCCUGAAGCCAGCAGAUUUUUUUCUAGUAAUAUUUUAUUUAAUAUUAAAGAACUUUUUUAUCUAAAGAAAAGUUUACUAGAAAAAAAUCCACGCGGACCAGGCAGCGGACGGGACUCGAACCCGCAUCCUUCGCUAUCCGGGCGAAUGCACUUAAACUUUUUUUACUUAAGUAUCCGGUGUUAGGGGAGUUAAGUGCAAGAUACUUUAUAAUAAAAUGUAUUUGUUUAAGUUUAAAUCCAAAGAAGCUGCUGUUCGCAUAAGUUAUUCAUAGCAUCAUAAAAUAUAAAUUACCGAAUAUUUAAAUAUUCUCUGUAGGUGAGUAGUACCUACCUGAUCUGACCUUAGUUGUACCUAAAUAUUUUGGAAUAGAGAAUUUAAUAAAUAUCUUUUCUUUAU
Chilo suppressalis (striped riceborer) is the source of this 4671-nucleotide messenger RNA. NCBI's taxonomy places the organism in Eukaryota, Metazoa, Arthropoda, Insecta, Lepidoptera, Crambidae. The record is from the annotation of a GenBank genome assembly.